Messenger RNA from Colletotrichum siamense, 198 nucleotides. RefSeq lists its product as uncharacterized. The transcript has a single exon. The record is from RefSeq and is a predicted model, not a curated record. Bases 1 to 198 code for a protein of 65 amino acids. NCBI's taxonomy places the organism in Eukaryota, Fungi, Ascomycota, Sordariomycetes, Glomerellales, Glomerellaceae.
AUGGCCCUUCCCGCCCAAUACCCGCGUCAAGCUAAGCGCCCAACCGUGUGUCUCCCCCACUCCACCACUGCAGCCAGGCCGUACCACACCACCAUCACCAUCACCAUCACCCAAACCUUUAACCACCAAACGCACACGGCAGCAGUACAGACACCAACAUCUCAGACCGAACCAACUUCCACCCUCCACCAAGCCUGA